AUGGGGGCGUGGUCUCGUCUCGCUGGCGGCCUCAGGGCAGGGGCGUGGCCUUUCCUCAAGGCGCGCAACAUAGGGGGCGCGGCUAAGGUUGGGGGCGGGGUCGUGCGGGGCGUGGCUCGGGCUUUCAAUAUCUGCGUGCAGGAAUCCCGUUCUGCUUCCAGAAGCGGAAGUGCUCAUGGGUCUGGCAAGUCGGGGAGGCACACCCCUGCAAGAUCUCGCUCUAAGGAGGAUUCCAGGCGCUCCAGGUCAAAAUCUAGAUCCAGGUCUGAAUCCAGGUCUAGAUCAAGGAGGAGUUCCCGCAGGCACUACACCAGGUCCCGCUCCCGUUCCCGCUCGCACAGGAGAUCCAGAAGCAGGUCGUACAGUCGGGACUACCGGCGGCGGCACAGUCACAGCCAUUCCCCCAUGUCUACUCGGAGACGGCACAUUGGCAACAGGGCAAAUCCUGAUCCAAACUGUUGUCUGGGAGUGUUUGGGCUGAGUCUGUACACCACAGAACGAGACCUGCGGGAGGUUUUCUCCAAGUACGGCCCCAUUGCCGACGUGUCCAUCGUGUACGAUCAGCAGUCGCGGCGCUCCCGCGGCUUCGCCUUCGUCUACUUCGAGAACGUCGAGGAUGCCAAGGAAGCAAAGGAACGUGCCAAUGGAAUGGAGCUGGAUGGAAGAAGGAUCCGGGUAGACUUCUCCAUAACAAAAAGACCUCACACACCUACCCCUGGAAUCUAUAUGGGAAGACCCACUUAUGGCAGCUCACGGCGACGAGAUUACUAUGACAGAGGCUACGACAGAGGCUAUGAUGACCGUGACUAUUACAGCAGAUCAUACAGAGGAGGAGGUGGUGGCGGUGGAGGAGGUUGGAGAGCUGUUCAGGACAGGGAUCAGUUUUACAGGAGGAGGUCACCGUCCCCGUACUACAGCCGAGGGGGCUACAGAUCCCGCUCCAGAUCCCGGUCCUACUCACCUCGUCGCUAUUAAAGCAUGACACAUAGAGGAAUUUCUAGCUACAGCCUUUGAGUUGAAAUUGCAAGUUUGUGGACAAUAUUUUUUUAUUGUCUCUUCUGUUUAACCAAGUGACAGUGCCUAGUGAAUUAGGUGACUUUUACACCUUUUAUGAAGACAACUUCUGUGGUGUUCAAUGCUGUUUCAUUCUGCAUAUUUGUGUAGUUUGGUGCUUUGUUUCCAGUUGUGUUUUGAAAGGAGUAUGUUUUGCAUGUAUUUUUUUAGUCUCCAUUUUGACUCCUGAAAGGUUUCUAUUGUAAAGACAAAACUGUUGAGUUAGUUUUUUCUACUGAUUCCAAGUUAUUCCCAAGAUCCAAACCUGUGUAAAAUGCUCUCCGAAAGCAAGAGGAAAAAAUAAAAUAAA
Molecule: messenger RNA, 1363 nt
Organism: Ficedula albicollis (Collared flycatcher)
Lineage: Eukaryota; Metazoa; Chordata; Aves; Passeriformes; Muscicapidae
Gene: TRA2B
Product: transformer 2 beta homolog (Drosophila)
Exons: 9
Coding region: 1-975 (324 amino acids)
Biological process (GO): positive regulation of mRNA splicing, via spliceosome
Cellular component (GO): spliceosomal complex
Molecular function (GO): RNA binding
Source: RefSeq, a predicted model, not a curated record